CAGGGCAGGCCGGCAGGGCGACCCCGGCGAGACGCUGCUGCUGCUGGACUGCGCCGACCCGCUGAUGGCAGUGUUCGGUCUUGACAAGGUGUCGGUGUGGCUCAACUCCGUCAGCAACGGACUGCAGGUGGCCCCCGACUACGUGGACGGCCCCCCCGUGGAGCUGCUGCUGCGCUCCGUGGUGCGCUUCCAGGAGAGCGCCUUCCAGAGCAUGAGACUGGAGUCCAAGAAGUACGACGGGGUGAUGGAGGAGUACCGAAGCAACCUCUACACGCUGCGGCGCCUGGUGCUGUGCGGGGGCGACAUGCAGCGCGCGCAGAUUGCAUACGUGCUCAUACAGCGCUACGUGGACGAG
This is a messenger RNA of Astrephomene gubernaculifera, 355 nucleotides long. The record is from the annotation of a GenBank genome assembly. NCBI's taxonomy places the organism in Eukaryota, Viridiplantae, Chlorophyta, Chlorophyceae, Chlamydomonadales, Astrephomenaceae.